ACUGUUUAAUUGAUUCCAUAGAGCUGCAGGACUCAUAUAUUGCAGUGAAAUACAAGGCUACAGUCAGUAAAAUGUAAAAAGAGCAGCAAAUGAAAAACACACGUUGGAGCAUUGGCGUCUGAUAACUGAUAAUUUCGAUAUUUCCAGCGGCCCUGAAUGCCUCCUCACUGUGUAGACCUUCCGUGUACAUUCAUUGUGGUGAACCAGAGAGAAACGAGUGCUUGGAGUCCGAACAGGACCUUUAAGAUCUCUCAACAUAAACGGGUAAAGAAAUGCCUCCCAGAACUAUAAAGAUGGCUCUGGCGGACAUUCUGGAGAAUUUGUCUAAGCAGAACUUUGAGCGGUUCUGCUCCGAGCUUCUGGACCGAAGGGAAGAACCGCGGGUCAGCCGCAACCGGGUCGAAGGAAAGACCCGCUUGGAAAUCGCAGACGUCCUGGUUACAACUUUUACAGAGAGAGGAGCUCUUCCGGUGGCUGUGGAGAUCCUGAAAGAGAUCCGCUGCAACGAUGAGGCAAGCGAGCUUGUUGCAGACACAAGUGGACUGUUAUAAACAUCUGGUUCCCGUAACACUGCGGGACCCUCAGCUGGAGCAGCAGAAGAUGAGCACUUUGUCGAUAAACAUAGAAAAAUCCUGAUUAGGAGAGUGAGCAACAUUAAAGCCAUUCUGGAUGACCUCCUCGACGAAGGAGUCCUCCAACAUGGAGUUUAUCAAAAAAUCAUGCUGAUACCUACCGAUGAGGACAAGAUGAGAGAGCUCUACUUGGGUCCCCUGAAAUCUGCCAGAAAACACAAAGACAUCUUCCUCAAAACUCUUGAGGAAAAUGAGAAACAUCUUAUUGCUGAGCUCAAGGCAAAGAAGUGAAUGAUGGGUUGAAAUCUAUUUUUAGACCAAACAUACACCAGUCUACCUGAGAAAAGGGAUUUUAAAUCUUAACAAUGGGGAAACGUGAAUGUUAAUGCUAUGUCUCAGUGGGGUUUUUUCUAAAGAGUUGCUUUUUCACACUUUAUGUUUAAACAAAGCUUAAUUUUACACAUUAAUUAGUUUAGAUUUGUAUGGCAUGUGGUGACUGUCCUGUCCUCAUCAUGAGUUUUUAAUGUAAGGUUUGAAACCAGAUUUAGCAAAUGUUCAUCAGACAAUCAUGUAAGAAGUGAAUGAAGAUUUUCAUCAGAUGUAAUGUUUUUAUCCAACAAAUUACAAAUGGAUGAAAGUUUGUUUUCUUUCAUCUAAUGAUAAGCACAUUAAAGCAUGCUUGUUUAUGAUUAUCCAUAAGCUUUACAAAAACAACAAUGUUUAUGAUUGUGGUUAGGUUUUAAAAAAAAUAUUUAAGCUUAAAAAAACUGAUUCAUGUCACAGACAUGUUUGUCCCUGAUCUCAAGAAUCACUCAUGUAUUGUAGGUUAGACUAUUUAUGCCGAAUUUGCUAAAAGUUUGUUUUAUCUGGUUUUAUCAUCUUUCAGAGAGAAAAAAAAUCACCAAUAAGGGUUAGUUUUCUUUUGGAAGGAUAUUCAAAAUGUUUUAUAUUUUUUAAAUGUAUAUGCAUUCUUAAUAAAAUAUUCAGAUUGAUGUGUGUGGUUGUUGGUGCAAAUUAAAUCAUGUAAUAGAGUUUUAAAAUGUGCAGUUUCUCUUUCCUUUCAAGUUGAAAAACAAGUGCAUGUUGAUCUGUUGAGGGCGCUCACAUAGUGAGUCUGAUUGAUUUUGAAUUCAGCACACAAAUCCAUGAUGGAUUCCUUUUUUUUUUGUUAAUUUGCAGUCUUUGAAAAAUGUAUGAAUAUGCUUUUUUUUUAAUCAUCUGUUGGUCAUGGUUCAGCCAAUCUAUAUAAAUCAAUGCUACUGUAUAUUCCAGGAAAUUUUAUUCAAAUGUUGACUUUUUGUCAUUUUGGAGUUGACACGCUAUGGUUGUGACAUGUGCAUAUUAGUAAUUUUAUAUGUAAUACAAAGUAUUAUUAAAAACUUCCCAAGACCUAA
Molecule: messenger RNA, 1966 nt
Organism: Centropristis striata (black sea bass)
Lineage: Eukaryota; Metazoa; Chordata; Actinopteri; Perciformes; Serranidae
Product: apoptosis-associated speck-like protein containing a CARD
Exons: 4
Biological process (GO): innate immune response; regulation of apoptotic process; inflammatory response
Source: RefSeq, a predicted model, not a curated record